This is a messenger RNA of Melopsittacus undulatus (budgerigar), 401 nucleotides long. RefSeq names its product syntaxin-4-like. Lineage: Eukaryota; Metazoa; Chordata; Aves; Psittaciformes; Psittaculidae. Gene Ontology annotation, cellular component: membrane. Gene Ontology annotation, biological process: vesicle-mediated transport. The record is from RefSeq and is a predicted model, not a curated record. The transcript has 6 exons. Bases 12 to 401 code for a protein of 129 amino acids.
CUUCCGCAUCCAUGCGGGACCGGACACGGGAGCUCCGGCAGGCAGGCCGGGUGCGCACAGCUCUGCGGGCGCUGGAGCAGGAGCUGCAGGCCUGGAGCAGCUGCAGGAGGAGGCUCUGGGCAGCCCCCUGCCCCCCGACGCAGAGGGAUCUGCAGCUGCACAGGGAUGAGAUCCAGGAGCUGACGCAGGAGAUCCGAUCCCGGCUGCGAGCGCUGGAGCUGGCCAAGGAGGAGGAGGAGGGCGACAACCGGACCAGCAUCAGGGCCCGGGUGAGGCGCACCCAGCACGCGGUGCUGACGCAGCAGUUCCUGGCGCUCACUGGGCGCUGCCAUGCGGCUCAGGCCCAGUUCCGCCAGCGGCGCCUAGAGAGGGUCCAGAGGCAGCUGCAUGUUGGCUGGUAG